Mizuhopecten yessoensis (Yesso scallop) is the source of this 3604-nucleotide messenger RNA. RefSeq names its product probable E3 ubiquitin-protein ligase RNF144A. The transcript is spliced from 10 exons. NCBI's taxonomy places the organism in Eukaryota, Metazoa, Mollusca, Bivalvia, Pectinida, Pectinidae. Gene Ontology annotation, molecular function: zinc ion binding; ubiquitin protein ligase activity; ubiquitin conjugating enzyme binding. The record is from RefSeq and is a predicted model, not a curated record. Gene Ontology annotation, biological process: protein polyubiquitination; positive regulation of proteasomal ubiquitin-dependent protein catabolic process; ubiquitin-dependent protein catabolic process. The coding region runs from base 252 to 1271 and encodes 339 amino acids. Gene Ontology annotation, cellular component: ubiquitin ligase complex; cytoplasm.
UUUUUCAUAAUGUUUCAGAAGUCGAUGUCAGUAAACAAUACAGAGGAAACAAUCACUAGGACGAGAUGAACAAGGAAAAUGAUGAAGCCACUGUGUGGAUAUCGUCACUCUGUUCAUGUGUUCUUGGAUUGUGAUAAAUUGAUUAUCUUAAUGACUGGAAAUGUGAAGGUCUGAGAACAUCAUGUUGACAUUGGAUAUAUCUGGAUUAUUCAUUGGGAAGUUUUACAGCUGAUAGCUGACUCUUGUUCACGAUGCAGCACCCGAACACCAAGAAACACCUUGCCAGUCUGAGACAGGGAUGGGUGAAGGAAAAAGAAAAGUCGCUCCCAAGUAAACUCACAGAUGCUGUAUCAGAUCAAUCGACAAACCUACAGAUGGCAGCCUAUCAAAGCAGCAAGAACAGUAUGGACCUUGCUAUAGACCCUCUGAUCAGUUGUCGAUUAUGCCUCUCCGAAUGUACUCUCCCGGAGAUGUACGAACUUCAUGACUGCAAAUGUUUGUAUUGUGAAAAGUGUAUGAAACAGUACCUACAAGUGAUGAUUGUGGAGGGCAAUAUCAUGGCUAUUACCUGUCCUGAUGCUAGCUGUAAAAAACAAGGGCGUCUUGAAGCUUCAGAGAUUGCAAAUUUAGUGGAAGCCAAACUGUUUGAUCGCUAUAAAAGAUUACGACAUCAAAGAGAUGUAGAUCUAGACCCGAACCGAACAUUUUGUCCAGAAGUUGGAUGUGAAACAGUGUGUCAUGUGUGUAGUACGUCGAGUGGAGAAAGCUCAAAACCAAUCGCUGUCGACUGUCCUACUUGUGGACUGAAGUUCUGCUCCAUUUGUAAGUCGGGAUGGCACACGACCAAAACCUGUGAUGAGAUGAUGCUUAGUGGAAGACUGGAGGAUGCUGGAAUACCCUACAGCAGUGCAGAGGAUGCCUGCAUCAAAAGAUGCCCAGUCUGUCAUGUGCCAAUAGAGAGAAAUGAUGGUUGUGCCCAGAUGAUGUGCAAGAGAUGUAAACAUGUGUUCUGCUGGUACUGCCUGGCCUCCCUUGAUGAUGAUUUUCUGCUGAGACAUUACGACAAAGGUCCCUGUAAGAACAAACUAGGACACUCUAGAGCAUCUGUCAUCUGGCACAGGACACAGGUCGUGGGCAUAUUUGCUGGGUUUGGUGUGCUGCUCCUGGUUGCCUCCCCUUUUCUGCUCCUGGCAGCCCCAUGCAUACUUUGUUGUAAGUGUAAGAUCUGUAAGUGCUGCGAAGAUGACGACGAACCUCAGCCGCCAUUAUGACAUUCCAACUGGACAUUGCCAUGGUAACCCAAGACGCUAGGCUGAUGCUCAAGGAAAGAAAUCCAAAGAGUUAUAUUUAUUAGUGAGUUCCCUGUGAACAGGCACUAUAUCUCGCUAUGUGAUAGACGAUAUUGACUACAGAGGCUGAUGGACAUGAUCUAUUGUGAUAUAAAGUACGACAGUGAUGCUUGUUGAAUAUGUGUAACAUGCAUAUUUGUGCAUUUUAUACAUACAUUAUUUUUCAAAAUGACUAUAUAUAAUGAUCGUAUAAACUUGAUGCGUUUGUCGUUCCCAAAGUUAAAUGGUACCUUACAUGUGUUCUAUUCAUUAAUUUAUUAUCUGAUUCACCAAUAUUUAUGUGUGUCUUUAUAAAACUUCUGUUACUAAAUAACGAACACUUGGAUAUGUUGGCGCCCCCUGUUUAUUACUUCACAUUAAAAUAUGAUUUAUAGAUCAUGUUCGUUACAGAAGAUGACAAUUUUAAUUGUCCAACAAAUGAAGAUUUUGAAGUUGUUAAAGGAAGUGUUUCCUGUUUAGAUUAUUUAAAUGAGUAUUUAUUGUCAGUGUUUAUUUUUAAAAGAAAAGUGCUGUUUUUAAGAUACUUUCUCUGUGAAGAAUUUUGUUGCCAUUGUCACAAAGUAUAAUGUUUCUGUGAUGAGCCUGUGCUGAGGAUUAAAUUAAGGUCACAAGCAAGAUUUCACUCUGGUAAGACCAUGGUAAGGGUCAAAUAAGAUUUGGUUCAUUUGUGUUUUGUGUCCUAUUAACAGCUAUGGUCAUUUAAGGACGUGCUGUGUUUUGGUGGUGGAGGAAAGCCAGAGUACCUGCAGAAAAAACACUGACCUGUGGCCAGUACCUCGCAACUGCCCCACCUAGGCCUCGAACCCAUGACCACAUGACAGAUUUCACUGUGGUAUGACCAUGCCGAGGAUUUAAUUAAGACCAUAUGACAAAUUUCACUGUGGUAAACCAUGCUAAGGAUAAAAUUAAGACCACAAGCAAGAUUAACUGUGGUAAGACCAUGCUAAGGAUUGGAAUCGGACCACACACUAGAAUUUACUGUGUUAAUUAAAUUUCCUACCUGAAAAUUGGUUUAAGACCCUACACUGUGAAGCCUCAAGUCCUCACAAAACGAGCACUACAGUUGUUAUAUUACAUGAAAAUAUGGCCAAUAUAGAAAAAAGCUUUGUAGACAUAAAUAUAGGUAUGGAAAUGUAUUCAAUAAUAUUCAUCAGAAAUAUAUGAUAUCAAAGUUUUACUUUAUACACAAACAAUGUACACAUUAAGUGUGUCACAAUAUUUUAAGACCGACUGGUCCCUUUGUCAAGCUAUGACUGAGUGAGAUUUUUGUUUUGUUCACCUGUACAACGAUGCAUCCAAAUUGUAUAUUUCACUUCACCCGGAAUGUUUCGUCAACCGAUAACAGUGAUAUACAGUUUAUGUAUACAAAGUUAGCUUUAUAUUGUUGCCUGAAUGUUUGCUGGCAUUAUAUAUACAGUAUUACCAGUGGAAGGUAUUAAUUCCUGCUUUUAUAGAGAAAUAUUUUCCUGUAUUGGCCAGCUUAUGAUAAGGUAUCCGUUUCAACUGGUUUGUCUGUUUUUAAAUGUAACAUUUUCGGGUAUAAAUCUUGGCGGACCUGCAAAUGUUUAUGCAGGCCUUGCAAGGCUUUGUCAAGGCUCGUCUGAAAGCAGCAUCAGAUUACUGGGUCCGACCUUAUGUUAUAAAUCGAAUAGCUCUGGUCGAAAUAUUCAAUCAUUUUGAUCCGCAGCCUAGACUUGUGAGUUAGAGAGUCUAGACAGGUAUGCAACAAGUCUAUUGUAACAGACACUAACAUGGCUAUCAUUGUGACUAAUACGGCUAUCAUUGUGACUAACACGGCUAUCAUUGAGACUGAUACGGCUAUCAUUGGGACUAAUAAGGCUAUCAUUGUGACUAAUACGGCUAUCAUUGGGACUAACACGGCUAUCAUUGUGACUAAUAUGGCUAUCAUUGUGACUAAUUUAUAAUACGGCUAUGUAUAGUAUCAUUGUGACUAAUACGGCUAUCAUUGAGACUAACAUGGCUAUCAUUGUGACUAACAUGGCUAUCAUUGUGAUGUGCAUGGCUAUUUAUUGUGACUAGUUGAACUGGUGCAGUUCUUACUGGAAAUGAAAUUUGGCUUUGCUCUUUUCAAGCCAUUGUAAUUUUCUUCAUCUAUUAAUUUUUUGCAUUGUGAUAUAUCAUGUGUUUUGAGACCAUGGCAAACAGAGUCCAACUUUUACAAUUUUUAGCUCACCUGGUCGUCUGUCGUCCGUCCGUCUAACUUUUCCUUUAAAACGCUACUUAUCAUGAACGAC